GUUUCGUUUAGUUUCGGUUUUGUCUUCGGGGUUUCCACCACCGGGUGAUGUGAUGUCCAGAUCCACGAACACUUCCUCAUCCGCCUCGCUUCCUCGCAGCAGUGAACUCGGUUGUUACAUCCUGAUCUGAAGCCUGUUUUUUUUUUUACAAUCCCCCUAUUUUUUUCACGAUAUUACCACAUGAGCGGUUGAACUUUGGACCGAUUGGGAACAUGUCAUUGUUUUAUUACGGAGAACUCGGAGCGAGCAGAGCCGCCUCCCUGUAAACAAGCUCCGGGAAACGAAACUUUGAAGGCGAUCGACCUCACGUAAGAAAAACGACACAAACACAACAUUUUUGGGCUAAAAUGAUCACGUUUCCAUCGCUGUAAGUCUUUCGUUUGUACAGACGACUGUCAAUUUGGUCUUUUACACUAAUAUUAAAGUUUCAUAACACUGCUGAAUUAUCGAGACAUACAUCUAAAGUCGUUGACAUAGUUUUCUAUUCACAGUUUGGCGUUGUGUUUGGUUCAAAAGCUGAGAAAUAUCAAAUAAACAAACGAUAAUAUGUGUUAGUACGGGAGACCGGGGCAUGUUUAACAAUUCUUACCCAUACCUGUUAUUUGAGAAUUUAUACACAAGAACAGCCAUAUUUACAUAUCAAAGUUACAUCUGCUUAUGAAGUUUGCUGCUUAUUAGCUCCUACUAUUAUAAAGACAACAUUCUUCAAAUUAUUUGAACUUUAAUCAAGUUUGACUUCAAGUUAUCUUAGCGAGAGGGACAGAUACAUGACUUUGGAAAUGAUUGUAGCCUUUUAUUGCCUUUUGUAUCAUAUUUGAUACAUACUUUUAUAUACUUCUAAUCGAAUCAAUAUGAUCAACAAAUUACUAAAAAAAAAAAUUAUACAGUCCGAUAAAUGAUAAAAAUGUCCUCUUGUGGUUUAUAAGUUUCCAAGAACAUCUAAUGUAUCAAAUAAGAUAAAGAAAUAUAUUUGUUUAAUUUGAAGGACAUUUUAAAAAAUAAUAAUAAUUUUAUUGUUAUUAUUUUUUUAUUUUUUUAUUUUUGGGGGGUUUCAAUAGUAAGUAAAAUAAACAUUUCAGCUUAAAUUUUUUUGAAAUUUUCUGGCCAUAAUUUGUGGUUUCAGGCAUUAAAGGGUUAAAAAUGACUGGGCCUUUUCACACCAAUUUUCAAAAGUAUAUAUUGUAACUUUUUGAAUGAUAAAAAUGUCCUCUUGUAAUUUAUCAGUUUCUCAAAACAUCUAAUGUAUCAAAUAAGAUAAAUAAAUAUAUUUGUUCAAUUUUGAGGACAUUUUGAUUUUUUUUGGUUUUCAGUACUGAGUGAAAUAAACAUUUCAGCUCCAAAAAAAAUUUGACUGUUUCACACCAAUUUUCAAAUAUAUAUAUUGUAACUUUUUCAAUUACCCUACAACAAAAUCUUAACUACCAGGAAAUCUUAAAAUAAAAUUUUUUAUCACUGAUAUACUGAAAUAUGCUCUAUUUGAACCCAUAGAGUAUUGUAGUAUAUUGAAUGGCUGUAUCUUUGUGGGAAAAAGGAGUAGAUAAUCAUUAACUUUGCCAGGAAUACAAAAAAUAAAAGUUAUGUUACUUGCAAAAAGAAGCAAAGUAGGGGAGGCUGGGGUCAGCUGUAACAAUGUUUACGUGAAAACUAUAUAGACUAGACAAACCAAACUUUAUAUACAAAUGGUAUUUUAACAUGUUACUUUACAAUGAUAAGUAGACUGAUCAAUUGGUUUAUUAUUUCAGCCGAUUGUUGGCUAAUAAUACCAUCGUAUUUCCAGAUGAAAAUGAGCUUUAUUCACAGCUACACUACUUCCUGAAUUUAAGGCAGCUCCUUUAUUCCCUGUCUUACAUUCUUGGACAAACUGAUUAAUCCAGGUGUGACUGAUCACUGUGACUAAUAAGACACACCUGGAUUUAUCAGUGUGUCCAAUAAUGUAAGACAGGGAGUAAAUGAGCAGCCUUAGAAAGUUGAAAGUUAGAUGUUACAGCUAACUUAGCCAUGGAGGUGGUUGCAACACAUGAAAAUAAAUCAAAUUUCACUGAUUAUCUUUUGUUUGUUUUUCCAGCAUAUGCAUGUUUUACAUUUAGAUAAUGUAUCUCUAUAUUUUUUUGUGAAAUGUGUGUAUUUUACAUGCAUCUAAGCAGUGUUAUUUACACAAGUAUUAUCCUUAAAAUAAGACAAUGACAAAGGUGAUCAGAAUUUGGAGGCUCUGUCAUCCGUGUAUCAGAGUGUGUCAUGCUUUUUAGUUCAAAACACAUAAAAGUUCUGCCAGUAAGGUAUUUUUUUCUCCUUCUGCAGAAUGUUUGACUCUCUGACUGGAGUUUAAGAAGAAGUGAUGGACGGCGAGUGGAGUGAUGGAGCGGCAGAAGCCGAGGUGGAGGACGAGUUCGCUUGUCCCGGGGUUCUGCGGGGAUCUCUGACCUCCCUGCACGCCACCGUGGAACGGAUAUUCGGCGUGAAGUUCGGGAUCGGGGCCGAUGAUUUGACACAGGGCAACAAUGGGCUGAUUUGGCUGAAGCUCCAAGGGUGGAGGAAAAGUGUGACGGCUGCAAAAGUAAGAUAUUAUUUCCUUUUAGUUAUUACUUUGCAUAAACACUUAAAAGUCGACUCAUUUCCCUUUGUAAUGCUGGUUAACACAUCUGUCCUCUCCUGAUUUAGAUAAAGUUGUAACCUGAGAUUACACUAGUGAAGUUAUUAUGAUUAUAUAGAUGUAUAUAUGAGGGCCUGACCAAUAUGGAUUUUUUGGGGCCGAUGCCGAUACCCAUUAUAAGGGAGGAAAAAAAUCCGAUUACAAAUUAAGCCGUGAUUUUUAAAAAAUUUUAUGAAGUGUCAAAAUUAGUUAAAAAAUGAGUUAAAAAAGCCAUCAAAUCUCAAAACGAGGCAAGAUUAUUAAAGCUCGGUGACUCGGAUUUAAGUUUCCAUCGUAAAAAUCAUAAAAAUGAAAGUAUGGACUAAACGGUAUUGUGAUUCCUGCUGUGUUGCCUCUGUUACAACAGCAGAGCGUGGGCCUAACACCUCUCCUCAAACAGCUCUCACUUUCACUUCAUCAGAAACUACAUUUGUUGCGUCAUUUAUUUUCAACAUUUUAAACAAAAACUCAUCAUGGCAAGGUGCGAUUAUAAGUCCUGUAUCUAAGGCCCGUUGUCAUGAGUAAACCGAGAUAUAAGCUGGAUUGUGUCGAGUCUUGAGAGGUGUGUGACUGUUUUCUGGACGAUGAAGCGGCUAUCCUGCGUGACCCCAGAGAGGGGAGAGGGUAAGGCUCGGAGGUCGGUGGGGGAGGGGGUAUUUGACUCUGGUCAGGAGGAGACAGCAUUCCUCUACUCCGCUUUAUUCUCCCUCCUCUCUCCCAUCACAACACCACCUCUCACUCAAAAGUCAAACUCCCAAAUGAUUCAACAAAAUAUGCGCGGAAUAAUGUGAUUGCAAUGACGAGAGGUAGACCAAUAAUAAGUUGGCUGAUUUCAGAAAAUGUAUCCGGCUUUUAUACAGUUCACACACUCAAGUAAAAUAGACAAUUUUGAGACAUUUCCAGGUUUAAACGACACGUACAACUGCAUAGAAACUAUCAUAGACACCUCAAGAUAUCCCAGGAGAGCAAAUGAGAAGUACUCUGGAUAUUGAACACAUCUUUUUAAUAGAUUUUUUACUUUUAAAUCUUGCAGUUGUUUGUAAAGGGAGUUGUGAACCAGGAGGAGCAGCAGGAGGUUUCCUACCCCGGGAUCCUUCACUGCGUCUUCUGUGGAGCCAGAGGGCUGUUCAUGGACUGCCUGAUCAGAAGUACCUCGGCACAUAUAGUGGUGAGUGUUGCUUUCUUUCUGGGUAGAUUUUUGUUGUAGAACAGGUCACAUUGAUCAGAUUUUCAUUUUUGGUCACCUUCACAGAGGAGAAGGGGGAACUAUGGCUCGAUUAACUUUUAAACCCAAAUUUAUGGGAAUUUAGUCAGAAUGGUGAUUUAAGAUAUUGGAUUUCUUAAAAAGUGUAUGUUACACUAAAUUUAUAUUAAUUUCCUGUUUUAUCUCAUUAUAUGAUCCAAAGAUUAUAGUCAGUAAAAGGAACACCAAACUACUUAAAGGGAUAUUCCGGCGUAAAUUAAUUUAGGGUCAAACACAUUGUAACACUGAAAUAGACACCUCCUCGAGAGAUGAAUGUUGCCGACGAAUGUUUGCUCCUCUAGUUAUACCAAUUUUAGUAACGAUCGCACGAUAGCAAUACACAGUAGUCUGAGGGGCCAUAAACAAACCUCAACCAAAAUGCCACUCUAUAGCCACAAAUAAUGCUCAGAACAGCAGCUAACUUCAUCAACAGGACAUAUAGGGUCCUAGCCAUAGUACUAGACACCAAACAUCUUUUUAACUUUGCCUGAUUUCUUAAGAAAAGAGACUAAACACAACUCACCUACUCUCUUCCAGCAGGCGCUUGUUUGUAGCAAGACCUCAGGUUAGUCCAUUACAGACUACAGCGGGGUGACGCAGCUCAAGGAAGAACAUUUAUGAUCAUUUCUUUAUCAUUUCCUUGAAGUAAUAAUCACAAUAUUAAUCAUUUUGCACUGCAGACGCGGUAGUUCUUCUGCCUUAGCGUCUCGGUCUGAUUGUAUUUCCAUUCUCUUUUCUAAAGAAAUCAAGCAAAGGUAAAAAGAUGUUUGGUGGGCAGUGCUAUGGCUGGGGCCCUAUAUGUACUGUUGAUGAAGUUACAUGCUGUUCUGAGCAUUAUUUGUGGCGUUUUGGUUGAGGUUUGUUUAUGGCUCCUCAGACCGCUGUGUAUUUCUAUCGUGCGGUCGUUACAAAAGUUGGUAUAACUAGAGAAGCAAGCGGUCGGCAACAUUCAACUCUCUAGAGGGUGUCUAACUCGGUGUUGUGGUGUGUUUGACCAUAAAUUAUUUUUGCGCCAGAAUAUCCCUUUAAAAAUUCUGCAUUUGCAUGUAUUAGUUUAGUAAUAGAAUAAAUAUGCUGAGUAAUUUCACAUAGAAUUUUUUGAGCUACUUCCUUAAGUUGCAUGAUUAUACAACCUACUCUAUUUGUAUUUUGUGUUAUCACAUACAGUACAGGCCAAAAGUUUGGACACACCUUCUCAUUCAAUGCAUUUUCUUUGUUUUCAUUACUAUUUAAAUUGUAGAUUCUCAAAACUAUGAAUGAACACAUGUGGAAUCAUGUGCUUAAGAAAAAAGUGUGAAAUAACUGAAAACAUGUUUUAUAUUUUAGAUUUCUCAAAGUAGCCACCCUUUGCUUUUUUGAUAGCGCUGCAAACUUUAGCUGUUCUCUCAAUGAGCUUCAUGAGGUAGUCACCUGAAAUGGUUUUUACUUCACAGGAGUGCCUGAAGUAACCCUGACAAGGUACUUCUGUCAUCAAGAGCAAAGAGUGGCUAUUUUAAAGAAACUAGAAUAUAAAACAUGUUUUCGGUUAUUUCACACUUUUUUUAUAAGUACAAAAUUCUACAUGUGUUCAUUCAUAGUUUUAAUGCCUUCAAUGACAAUCUACAAUGUAAAUAGUCAUAUAAAAAAAAAGAAAAGACAUUGAAUGAGAAAGUGUGUCCAAACUUUUGGCCUGUACUGUACAUGUGUAAAGUAUAUCGAUGGCAGUCACGAUGUACUGGUGUAAUCAUGUAUGCUGUUUAAAGGUGCGAGACAUGAGACAAUCUUUGGAAAACACAGUACACUUAAAACUCCUCCCCCUGCCUCAGGAGAAAAACAGUGCAUCAAACUUGGUGUUGCACUUUCGACCGCUGGUGCAAAAGUAGGCGUGAAAAAACAUUUAAAUGUUUUCAUUACGUUUAUUUCUAAUGAAACUACAUUAUUAGUCAAUAUCAGUGCUGUGUCAUCAGCAAAGAGAUGAGUCACUCUCCUUAUGAGGUAACAACGGCCUCUUUAUGUAAGACCUUCAUCAGUGGGAAUUUUUUUUCGAUUGUUGGAAAAUAAACACAAAGUUACAGGAAAUUUUAAUAGCGUUCAACUUCUCUUUUAUUCGUGACUCAUUACUCGGGAAUCUCUUGUUAUGCGCCCUGAACUGUUUCUAAGAAUAACUCGUUCAGAUUUUCAAAACUUGAUCGACCUGAUCAGCAUCUUUUUGCGAGAUCAAGCACUCUAACUUUGUGGAAUCUUUUUUCUGAUAGUUGUACUUAUAUAAAAACGGAGGCAUCCAAUGAACUCAUAUGAAAAUAUUUGUGACAUAAUCUCACAUUUAUAUUUGGAAACUUUAAGGAUGGGUCGACUUAUACUCCCGAGCCUCCUCUGUAGUUUGAGUCACGUCAUUUUUCAGGUGUAGUCCAACUUUUGCUGCUACUCUAUGUUGGGUAACCAAAUACAUCCAGAUCCUUGACAGAAAACUUUAUGGUUUGAAUCAAGUAUUGUUACUCUUUAAACUUCUCACUUGGGAACAUGUUUAUUGAUUGUUUUAAGAAGUGAUGUAACAAGCUGGAGGCAUGCCGCCGCUUCCAACAGGGAAAAGCCCAUAUGCGUACAUCGAGAACUAGGUCAAGGACUGUACCUUACUGAGUUAUAAACCUAGCUUUAUCAGACUCUGCAUAUAAACAUAGUCAGUGUAUCGGCCUCCGCUGGCUCCUAUGGGUUGUAUAUCUGCCCUUUAUCAGCUACAGCAUUCUGAAGCCCUCUGCAGCAGAUAGGCAAGACUUCAGUUUUUGCAGGAUACCGGAGCACGGUGCAUCAAUUCAGUGCAGAGGAGGUCACUUAACCACAUCAACAAGUUUUCUCUUAAUCUCUCUCUUUUUCCUGUAUCCAAACGUAAGGCUACACUGAAAGUCUACCUCUAACAACUCGACUUAUCUGUUAAGAAGAUCCUAAAUAAAAUUCUUUUUCUUCAACCCAAACCAGGUCGGUUCAACUGGGUCCCUGCUCAUAUCCGGUCUUGCUGAGCCAGUGGUCCGAGCUUACUCCCUUAUCAUGGACCUGGUGGAGAGGUGUGAGGGCACUCCGUCCAGACGUCCUGAGGCUGGGGACCGCGGCACUGGCGAGUCUUUAGAUUCACGUCGGGCCUUUAAAGCACUCGUAGAGAAAUGGGAGGAUAGGCACAUCCUUGAUCUUCUAGUCCUACCGGGGUCCGUGAAGGAAAUCCUGCUGGACUUGGUGAAAGACUCUGAUUUUGGAUCAAGCCCCAGUUCAUCAGAGAGAGAUGGAGACAGUGGGGGGAGGCCACAUGGGGAUUUGGAGGGUAGAUGGGACAGCACUUCUGAUCGGUGGGUUGAAGGAAUAACUGCAGGUCUGCGGCGAGACUCCGCAGCCAUGGACCCUUUCUCCCAGUCUGGAGGCACAAGUAGAAAGACAGAGGGAGCUGAGGAAAGACUUACACAUUCUCCACAGGAAGUUGGAGAAGAGGUGCAGCCUGAUCAAGUGGCAACAGCAGGAACCAGAGUGACAGAUGGCAAUGGAGAUGCGGGAGAGCUGGAGCUCCAGUUGUCUGGAGGAAACAAGGAGUUCUGGCUUCUUUUAAAGUUCUUCACCGCCAUGGGGUACACAGAGGAUGUCGUGAAGCGCGUACUUGCUCGGACAGGACUCCAAGAGGCCUCACAGAUACUGGAUCUGGUUCAACAGGAGCAGGAUCGCAGCGACCGGAUGAAGACGAUCCAGCAUGGCCAAGACAAGCAAAAUCCAAGCAGUGCUGCUUCAAAUCAUGUGGAGAGGAACCGGCCUUGUGAGACAGAGCACAGAGAAGAUGAAGAACUGGCAGCAGGAGGAGAUACCCCAACAGGAGGUGAUCCAAAGGCAGAGGAGGGUCAUAGUGAGGAGAAUGGAGUAACAGGAAGCACAAGACACUUAGAUGAAGAGGGUAGCACUGAGGAUAAAGAGGACUCAGAGGAGGACUUUGUGUUGGGAGUACUGAAGAAAGCAGCGGCUAGUUGUGGGUACAUGGAGCAGAACGUGGCGGAAGUCUACAACCGGUUGCCUGAUGGAUCCACCCAUCAGCUGCUCCUGGAGCUGCAAAAAGAGGGGCACAAAGAUCUGGGUGCCUUUAGGGAAGAACCAAGAGAGAUGGACGAUGUAGUCUUGGAGAAAGAGGGACCAAGAGCUGGACCGUUUGAGGACAAAGCUCUUGUAGAAGUUGACCCCUUUAAACCUACAGAGAAGAGAGAAUCAGCUGAUAGAGGACAGUUAGAGGGGUCAAAUCUACCAGUAGUAGAUCUGUUUUGGUUUGAUAAACCCAAACAGCUCCCAUCCAGUCAAAAGCAACAACCCCCAUCAAAGUCCCAAAUUCUGCACCAAAGUCUACCUGAUGUCAAAGGGCCACCCAUGAUGACAUAUUCCUCAUCCUUAGAUCCGCCGUUAACCAAUUUCCAAACCAACAGUCAAUAUGGCCAACCCAACUAUGGACUCAAUCAUUCCACAUCCAAACAGAACCGGCCGAACCAAGACAAUGUCUUAAACUCAAAGCCCCAGUCUUUCAACUCUGUAAAACGAGGGCCCCAAGCACUUCAUUCCCCGUUCACCAGAGCUGACUCUUCCCCCACCAGAGCGAGGGACAGACGUGGUUUCAACACCCCUUCUUCAGUGGUGGUAACAGGGCAACAGCGUUUCUUGGAGGGCCUGCAGACGAGCUUCAACCUUCAGCUAACAGACCAACCUGGAGACCCGAAACUAAGGACGAUCAUCAUUGACGGGAGCAACGUGGCCAUGAGGUGAGAAUUGGUCAUGUUGUCAUGAUUUCCUCAGAGCAGAUCCAUCAUGGACGUUAAGUUAAAUAUCCACUGUUCGCAUUCUUCCUAGUCAUGGGUUGGGCCACUUCUUCUCCUGUCGAGGAAUCGCUUUGGCUGUCCAGCACUUUUGGGAUCGGGGCCAUCGUCACAUCAGCGCCCUCUUGCCACAGUGGAGACAAAAGAGCGACCCGCGGAUCAAAGGUCUGAGGAGCAGCUAAGUUGUGAUUGUCAAAAGCGAGAAGUUUUCUAAAACAGUCCAAACCUUGAUUAGAAUAAGGUGAAAACAUGAGGAUGUGGGCGUUUUUCUCUAGAGUUAACAUGGUGUUGUUUGUUUGUUUCAGAGCAACACUAUCUGACUGAUCUGCAGAAGCUGGGUCUGCUCUCCUACACACCUUCCAGAGAGGUCCAGGGCAAGAGGAUCAGCUCCUACGACGACAGGUAGACAGUCAGAAACCCUGUAGUCGCCUGUUUCUUUUCUUUUCUUGGAGUUUCUUCUCAAUGUUGCUUUUGCGUUUACAGAUUUAUGCUGCAGCUCGCACAGAAGACCAACGGAGUGAUCGUAACCAACGACAACCUGCGAGACCUUUCAGACGAGACCGCUGUGUGGAGAGACAUCAUCAAAAAGAGGUAAAAUGGAGCAAUCACCCGCACAUUUAACCUCUAAAAUCAGGUUUUUUCAUUACUUGUAUUUUGGAUGAACUGAAGUUCUCAAGUCCAGUUGGAUCUUGUAUUUUUUUCUGCAGACUCCUGCAGUACACGUUUGUUGGGGAUCACUUCAUGGUACCAGACGACCCUUUGGGUAGAGGAGGGCCUCACCUGGAUGACUUCCUACGCUCAGAGCACAGGUACCACAGUGAAAUGAUCAGACUCACAAAUACUCCACGAUGUCAGGUGGUUUUUAAAGCAAUAUUGUGACGAAUCCUUAUUAAAGUGUUUUGACUUUGUUUAGGAGCCCUGAUCCAGGAAACCACUCUUUUGCCGGAUCAGCCACCGCAUUCCCCUCUGCAAAACCUUCCCGCCCCCAAACUGAGGUCUUGAACUACCGCGACCGGACCCUGGGGGGAGCUGUGGAUGCCACAUAUGGAGGAAUUCGAGGUAAAGGAAGGGGGAAAAGACCGCCGGGAGCUCCGGACUCUGAAAUGGUUUUCAGAGCAGACAGAAGUCCGGAAGAAACAGCCAGCCUCAGAGAACAGCUCUGCCAGGUUUUCCUGGGUCAGGACAACAUGGUGACGCUGGUACUACAGAGCCGCCCAGCAGAGACGGAUAUAAACGUGCUGUCUGAUCUGAUUCUACAGCAGCAGAAGGACUAGAUCUUAUCAUGUUAACGAUUGUUAUCGAAGUCACGUCAGACUUUUAUUGCGCUGAAUUUCUCACCAAAGACGAAAACAACACUGGCUCAUAAUUCUAUCUAUGACCACUAUCUACUAUUAGUAUAACUCUUAUUAAUUCGCCCGUUAUGAAAAUGUUUGUCGCACUUAGAUUGUUAGGCAGUUUGUUUUUGGACCAAAAUCCUUCGAACUCGGCAGGAGACAAGUUCUUGAAGGUAGGAACUGAGAAACCUAGCAACCUCCCGUUUGUUUUUUCUGGGUUUUGAAUUCAUGUAAACUUAUCAAAUCUGACAAAUCCAAUAAAUUUAACCGAUUUCUGUUAGAAUAAAAACAAAAAUCCUAAAAUUACUGUUCUAUUUCAACUCAAAUACAAAGUCGGAGAACAAAUUUUUCUAACUAGUUUAGUUUUUUUUAGAUCAGACAUUCCAUUCAGCUCCAUCUAUAUUUUUGUAUCACAUGACUUUUCUACAAGCUAGUCUUACCUGUGGUUGUGUAAAUCUGACCUGCUAAUCAACAUGUUAGCUUCCCCUGUUUCACAUAACUGCUAGCUCUCGUUUUACAGCAAUUAAAUCUCAAACAGCGCCGAAUGAUACCUGCUGAACAUCCUCCUCCGGGUCGUUUUAAGCGGUUGAAGGUUCGUCUGAGGCAGCUGAGUUUAUGCUGCCUGAGUUUAUUUCGUCUUCUCUUUUGGUGAGGAGCAGCUCAGUCUUUGCUGGUUUCGACUCGUCGAGCAAAUUCAAGCAAAUUUUCUAGUUUUGGAAUCAGUUUAUUGCACCUUUUUCAACUGUUGUAGACUGUUUGCUGAUUAAUGAGAAAGUUUUAUACAUCAGCACCUCCAGCUGUUGGUUGGAAUCAUCUUAUCAUCAUCGUAUUUAACCAGUCGUGGCAAUAUUUUCUACAUUCACUUUUGUAUUUUUAACUUAUUUUUAUCAGGUUUGAUGUUUUUACGACUAGCUUUGCCCCUGAAAAUACAGAGAAUGGAUCCUCGGACCAGCUGCUCGGAGUUGAUUUUUAAUACAAUUUUCAAGUUGUGAUGACUAUUUUUCCCAAGUGUGUUGUUUAUAUGUGUACAUUUUAAGACCUCGAUGCUGAAUUCUGCCUUAUUUCUGUAUUAAAGAAUCUCUUGAUUAAAAAUAUCAACUUCUUGCCUGUGAAAUGUUUUACUCUGUGUUUCUGAAUGUCUCGGUAACGGUAGCUAAAGCGGUGUUAUGUUAAAAAUUAAGUUAAAUGUUAAAUAAAGCAGAGGUGGGGGAAAGUCCCUAUGUU
This is a messenger RNA of Xyrichtys novacula (pearly razorfish), 11235 nucleotides long. The record is from the annotation of a GenBank genome assembly. NCBI's taxonomy places the organism in Eukaryota, Metazoa, Chordata, Actinopteri, Labriformes, Labridae.